GAUUUGAUUUUACGCAGCUAGCAAGCUAGCGCGCACUGUUUUGUGCACAAUUUGAUACAUUGUUUUGUCUGUGUUUAAGAAUGAAAUACUUGUGAUAGUCAGAGCCGAAAUUCUAAAAAAAAUAAAUAAAAGCAAAAUGAAUCUCGACAGACUUCGAAAGCGAGUACGGCAGUACAUUGACCAGCAACAGUAUCAAAGUGCUCUGUUUUGGGCCGACAAGAUAGCAUCCCUUUCUCGUGAGGACCCCCAGGAUAUCUACUGGCUAGCUCAGUGCCUUUACUUGACCUCACAGUACCACAGAGCCUCCCAUGCCCUCCGCUCACGAAAACUUGACAAGUUGUACGGAGCUUGUCAGUAUCUUGCUGCUAGGUGCCAUUAUGCUGCCAAAGAGUUCCAGCAGGCCUUGGAUAUUCUGGAUGCAGAGGAGCCAGCUAGUAAGAAGCUGUUGGACAGGAGUGGGAAAGAGGACAGCGGGACACCAGAGUCAACCAAGGAUUGGGACAUGUCCCCUGCCUCUGUCAACAGCUCCAUCUGCCUCCUGCGGGGUAAGAUCUAUGAUGCCAUGGACAACAGACCAUUGGCCACUUCCAGCUACAAAGAGGCCUUGAAACUGGAUGUCUACUGCUUUGAAGCCUUUGACCUUUUAACAUCCCACCACAUGUUGACUGCACAGGAAGAGAAAGACUUCCUUGACUCACUUCCUCUGAGUCAACAGUGCACUGAGGAAGAGCAGGAGCUGUUACACUUCCUAUUUGAGAAUAAGUUAAAGAAGUAUAACAAGCCCAGUGAUUUGGUGGUGCCAGAGAUGGUCAAUGGUCUUCAGGACAACUUGGAUGUCGUGGUGUCUCUUGCUGAGAGGCAUUAUUAUAACUGUGAUUUCAAGAUGUGCUACAAACUCACAUCAAUGGUGAUGGUCAAAGACCCCUUCCAUGCCAACUGUUUACCAGUUCACAUAGGAACUCUGGUGGAGCUUGGAAAAGCAAAUGAGUUGUUUUACCUCUCGCACAAGCUUGUAGACUUGUAUCCAAACAACCCAGUAUCCUGGUUUGCUGUUGGGUGCUACUAUCUCAUGGUUGGCCAUAAAAACGAACAUGCUCGGCGAUACCUUAGCAAAGCCACCACGUUGGAGAGGACGUAUGGUCCUGCAUGGAUUGCCUACGGCCAUUCAUUUGCAGUGGAGAGUGAGCAUGACCAGGCCAUGGCUGCCUACUUUACUGCUGCACAGCUGAUGAAAGGGUGUCACUUACCCAUGCUCUACAUUGGCCUGGAGUACGGUCUAACCAACAACUCCAAGCUUGCGGAACGUUUCUUCAGCCAGGCUCUUAGUAUUGCUCCAGAGGACCCAUUUGUUAUACACGAAGUGGCUGUGGUUGCCUUUCAAAAUGGAGACUGGAAGACAGCGGAGAGGUUGUUUCUUGAAGCAAUGGAGAAGAUCAAAGCCAUAGGAAAUGAGGUCACUGUGGACAAAUGGGAGCCUUUGUUAAACAACUUGGGUCAUGUGUGUCGGAAAUUGAAAAAGUACGACCAGGCUCUGGAGUACCACCGUCAGGCACUUGUCUUAAUCCCUCAGCACGCCUCCACCUAUUCUGCCAUAGGAUACGUGCACAGCCUCAUGGGUGACUUUGAGAGUGCCAUCGACUACUUUCAUACGGCACUCGGACUGAAAAGGGACGACACUUUCUCUGUGACGAUGCUUGGCCACUGUAUUGAGAUGUAUAUUGGUGACACAGAUGCCUAUAUAGGUACAGACAUCAAUGACAAGGUGCGAGGCAGCUUGAACACUCCAGCGCUGAUAAAGAUGCUGAACACAUCAGAGCCUGGUGACUGUCUAGCCACGCCAAGAUCAGAAGACACCAGCAUCACAUCCUUGGAAACUCCACUGUCAAAUCAGGACAAGAUGAUGCUGGAGACACCUCUGCGACUCUCUUUAACCCUGGAGUGUGAUAUGUAUGAGAGUGAUAUGAUGUUAGACACCUUGUCAGACACCAGCACGUGAUCUCAUCCUGUCAAGAGGUGGAACUGUCGUGGCAGCAGGUUGUCUUAGGUACACAAAUCCAAGUCUGAGGACACCUAUCAAACCAAAACUUUGGCACCUGUCUUCCACCAAAGGUUUCCUGUGGAUUCCCUUGCUUGUGCAUUAGAUAUGGUUGUUUUUGUAAGUGACAAAACACAACAUGCCAUGGUGGACAUGGGUGAAUUUGUAUACAGCCCCUGUUGUACAUCAUAUAAAUUUCACAAGAAUGCACUUUAUAAGGGGAAUUAAAGGGUAAUUUCUGUAUUUUGCAACCUGCCAUGUUUUUGUGUUUAUUUGUGUGUUAAUUGGGAACAUUUAAAUUGGUCCAGUAUUGAGCAAGCAUGCUGACAAGGCAUCAAAGUAAUCCUUGCUGGCAAUUGCAUCCAGUCAGCUAAAAUGUUUGUCUUUGCAACUGACAGGCUCAGUUGAUAUUAUAAGUGUAAGUGACAACAUUAUGGAAUGGAUCCCAAUAGAGAAAUACCUGUUUAGAUAGAUAAAUAAGAACUUUUUCGCUUAACCAAAAACAGUCGCUAUUUAGCUCUUGUCAAAGCCACCAGAAUUUUACCUCUCUAGUCUACCACUGCCUUGAUUGGUUAGUUUGUUUGUGUAAUGAUCUUAUCUGUCUAAAAUUGUAUAUCUUCAGGGAUCUUUUCCAUAAUGUCACUUACACUUCUAAUAUCAAUCUGAGCGCUUCAGUGUACAUAUUUUGAUGGUGCGCAGUUGCCCGCAAGGAUUAGGUUACAGCCCUGCUGCUGACUGCAGUGUCACAUAGACACAAAAAUAUGGUAAAAUAAGUCCACGUCCAGGUUGAAAAAUACUGAACUUAGCCUUCAACAUGUGCCUUGGUUAAGUAUUGGACCUUGGGUUAAGCCUGAAGACAUUAGAAACCUGUCGUCUUCUGACAGUUGAUUGAACAGAGCAAACACAGCCGCACACCUCACAAGACUAAAGUCACUUAUUACUGCCUAUGGCAGGACCCUCUGUGUCGCUGAACCUGUGGAUUUACACCUUGAAUAAAAGACCAGCUAAAUACAAGCAGUUUUGGUGCAGACAGUUCUUGGCAAUUCCUACAAUAAACCAUGCAUUUAUC
Micropterus salmoides (largemouth bass) is the source of this 3104-nucleotide messenger RNA. RefSeq names its product cell division cycle 16 homolog (S. cerevisiae) (gene cdc16). NCBI's taxonomy places the organism in Eukaryota, Metazoa, Chordata, Actinopteri, Centrarchiformes, Centrarchidae. Gene Ontology annotation, molecular function: protein binding. The coding region runs from base 137 to 1996 and encodes 619 amino acids. Gene Ontology annotation, biological process: cell division. The record is from RefSeq and is a predicted model, not a curated record. The transcript is spliced from 18 exons.